This is a messenger RNA of Balearica regulorum gibbericeps (East African grey crowned-crane), 751 nucleotides long. NCBI's taxonomy places the organism in Eukaryota, Metazoa, Chordata, Aves, Gruiformes, Gruidae. The record is from RefSeq and is a predicted model, not a curated record.
UGACAAGACAUCAGAGGACCCACCAUCUCCCAUAUCUAUGGCAUUUGCACCUCCUAGAAACAUGGAUGGCCCCAAGCUACAAACCAAGAUGAGCACAUGGACUCCACUGAACCAUCAACUCAUGAAUGACAAGGUAUUUGAAGAAAGAAGAGCCCUGCUUGGAAAAUGGUUUGACAAGUGGACAGAUGGUCAGAGGCGGAGGAUCCUGGUGGACCUGUUGGAACGCUGCUCCCCGUCACAGCAGAAAUUCUGUGCCAAGCAGCUACAGGAUCGAAUCCCCACCGAGGCUCUAGAUUUUACCACAAAGCUUCCUAGAGUCCUGUCUUUAUACAUCUUUUCCUUCCUGGACCCCCGGAGCCUCUGUCGAUGUGCACAGGUGAGCUGGUACUGGAAGUACCUGUCUGAACUGGAUCAGCUCUGGAUGCUGAAAUGCCUGCGUUUUGGCUGGUACAUCAACUUCUCUCCAACCCCCUUUGAGCAAGGAAUCUGGAAGAAACAUUACAUUGAGAUGGUGAAGGAGCUGCAUGUCACGAGACCAAAGACUCCUUCAAAGGAUGAGUUUGUAGUUAUUGAUGUGCAACCAGUAAGAAGCAACAUCCCAGAGGCAAAACGUUCUAUGCCAGGAAGGAGGAAAAACAAGGAGAAAAAAGAGCUCCCACCAUGGCGUUCAUCAGACAGGCAUCCUACAGACACCAUCCGAUUCAACUACCUCGACAACUAUGAUCCCAUCGAGCAGGCUAGGCAGGCGUAA